Messenger RNA from Lolium rigidum, 1139 nucleotides. RefSeq lists its product as uncharacterized. NCBI's taxonomy places the organism in Eukaryota, Viridiplantae, Streptophyta, Magnoliopsida, Poales, Poaceae. Bases 62 to 514 code for a protein of 150 amino acids. The record is from RefSeq and is a predicted model, not a curated record. The transcript has 4 exons.
CGCUCACAGAACACCCCAACCCAGGACCAGUCUCGAUCUCCAGAUUCAGACUGAGCCGGCGAUGCAGUGCCAUGGAGGCGCGCAAGGGUUCACCGAGCUGCUUCUCAGCAUGGGUUAUCCUGGUGUAGAUUCGGGAUGGAUCGAAAGAGAAGAGGUAAUCCCGGCGGAAUUCCGCUUGUACACGGAAAUCUGGAGCGGUGAGUCAAACAGCUCUGGGAGCGGCAGUGGCGGCGGAGGCUCCGGCGAGCUAUAUGACGGGCUGGACGGAGGUUCCAGGGCAUCGACGGAAGACGGCGCUCCCAGCCGCACAGUUUCGCCGAGAUCCCCGGAGCCAUGGGGCAACAGGGGUUGUGAUUUUGUUCCAGAAGAGUUGGAGGGAGAUUUUCCAUCUGGUCUAUACACCGAAACAAACGCGUCAACACACACGGUGAUUAGCUCAUCUGAUGGGGAGGAUCUGAAUACACAUGAGGAUUAUUGUUCAGAGAGGCCACAGGACACUCAGACAUUUUUGUAAGAUAGGUUAUAACUGUAGUUUGGCAUUCAUUUCAACCUGAGCAUCUGAUGAAAACAACACGGAAUGAGGCCAGGCAGUUACAAGUUUGGUUUAGGUACCCUACAGGUUGCAUGGAGUACUGUUUGAUCGUCCAAAUGGUACUGGUAACAACCCGCAUGUAGUCCUUCAUGGUCAGGUGUAGAAAUGCAAAUUAGUAGGACAGGGGUGACUCUAUUAAACAGUGAGAUACACUUGGUAGGGGGAAUGUAUCAGUACCGUGCAUACGCGCUUGAGAAUCAUAUUGUUUCAGAAAGUACAGAUACUAUAUACACUGCUAGUCAUCGCCCUAAUGGAUCUCUCCAUUAAUUGUCACGGCAUAGAGAGAGUUUCCAUAGAAAUGAGCAGUGCACUGUAGUUAAGAUCAUGGUUUGGGGGUCCUAUACCCCCAGAGUACUAGAUCACCAUCUUACAGUUGUCUGGGGAUACAGUUUUCCGAUCUUUAAAGUGCAAAUUUCCCUUUUCAUACAGACGCAGGGCUGACUUAACAUGCUGUGUUAAUAUUUCUCAACAUAAUUCAAAUAGAGUUUAUCAGCAUGAAGUCUGCUGUUCACACCAGUUCCCUAGUGCUUUACAUAAGUUUGUUUCG